GAGACGCUGAUGAACCAACUCACAGCAUCGCCACAGCACUGUGGAAAUUAUAUGCCCAAUCUGUAGUGUAACAAGGCCAAGGGUGCCAUGGUUCUAGGAAUGAGACUGGAAAGGGAAGACUGUGAGGACACCUCUUUGGGAUGCUCAUAACGUAUGUAAGAUAGCUAGCUUUGGGACACAACAUCAGGUGUCUGUGUAUUGGUUGAACUCCAACCAAUAAAAACCAAUAAACAGAUUUGAUUUACACAACCCCCGAUGUUGUGUCCGAAAGCUAUAAUAUAGCCAGCUAAUUAGCUAGCUAGCUUCCCUAUUUGCACAUCUCAAAUCUUCUGUCUGUUGCUACAACAUUCUGACAGUUACGUUUACCGGCGUGAUCAGAGCAAGAGAUCCAACCAGCCUGAGCCUCUUUAGCUAGCUAACUAAUAAUGAUACUGACUGUAAUUUAGCUAGCUGUAAGAAAGUCUCUUUUUCUUCUAGGUCGAGGUGUUGUAUAGCUUCUGAGUAGCCUAGCUACAUAGCUAGGAAACACAAGGACCAUGCCUAUAUCAGACUUCGUGGAUGCCUUGAAGGACAACCCUUACUUUGGGGCUGGCUUUGGACUGGUGGGGGUGGGCUCGGCCAUUGCUGUGGCCAGGAAAUCAGCUCAAUUUGGGAUGAUCUUCUUCCGGAGGAACUACAUGAUCACCCUGGAGGUGCCCAGUCGGGACAAGAGCUACCACUGGCUGCUGAGCUGGAUCACCAAGCACGCCAAGCACACGCAGCACCUGAGUGUGGAGACAUCUUACAUGCAGCACGAGAGUGGACGGGUACACACACAGUUUGACUUCCACCCCAGUCCUGGCAACCACAUAAUCUGGUAUGGGAGGAAGUGGAUCCGAGUGGAGAGGACCAGAGAGAAACAGAUGGUGGAUCUCCACACAGGCACACCCUGGGAGUCGGUCACUUUCACCGCCAUGGGCAGAAACAGAGACGUCUUCUUCAACAUCCUGCAAGAAGCCAGGGAGUUGGCCCUGAAGCAGGAGGAGGGUCGGACGGUGAUGUACACGGCCCUGGGCUCCGAGUGGAGGCCCUUUGGGUUCCCGCGGCGACGACGGCCCCUCAGCUCAGUGGUCCUGGAACAGGGCUUGGCCGAUAGGAUUGUAGAUGAUGUGAAGGAGUUCAUCGGAAACCCCAAGUGGUACACAGACCGAGGGAUCCCCUACAGGAGAGGUUAUCUGCUGUAUGGACCUCCAGGCUGUGGGAAAAGCAGCUUCAUCACUGCCCUGGCUGGAGAGCUGGGCUACAGCAUCUGCCUGAUGAGUCUGAGCGACCGCAGCCUGUCUGACGACCGCCUCAACCACCUGCUGAGUGUGGCGCCGCAGCAGAGUAUCAUCCUACUGGAGGACGUGGACGCCGCCUUCGUCAGCCGAGAGCUGCUGCCCAUCGAGAGCACUCUGGCCUACCAGGGCAUGGGCAGGCUGACCUUCAGUGGCCUCCUCAACGCUUUGGAUGGAGUGGCCUCGUCAGAGGCCAGAAUAGUCUUCAUGACCACCAACUUCAUAGACAGGUUGGACCCAGCUCUGAUCAGGCCGGGCCGUGUGGACUUGAAACAAUAUGUGGGCCACUGCACCCACUGGCAGCUCACCCAGAUGUUCCGACGCUUCUACCCAGCCGAGCCGGCCACAGAGGGGGACCGCUUUGCGGAGAGCGCGCUGGCCGCCCACCCCAACAUCAGUGCUGCCCAGGUGCAGGGGCACUUCAUGCUGUUCAAAAUGGACCCAACAGGCUCCAUAGACAACGUGGCCAAGAUGAAGGAGUGAGGAGACUUAAAGGACUCUGGGAAAGAAGGUCACAGAAGCAGUCGCCAUUUGACACGAAAGGAGAAGUUAAAUGGACUCUGUUUGAGAUGGAAAAUGCUGUAACUUGUCAAACUUGUGAUGUGCUUUUUAUGGCAAAGUCACAUACUGAAUAAAAGUGAGUGAGUGUAAAUUUAACAUGUUUUAAAUAAAAUCGAAGGCACACGAGUAAGUGGGUACUAUUGACGUGGUAUUUACAGUAUGUAGAGAUUCAGAGUAAAAGGGGGUGGCAUGUAUUACCCUCUCCGAAUUCUAAGAUAAUUCGAUGGCAAAUCUGGCUGAGAAGCCAUCCAGUUCACAGAACCACACUUCUAUAACGAGUCUCGAACUCCCUCCUACCGGGACAUGCUGCUGUGCAAAUCAAACACAUUUCUCAAAUCCACUCUGCAUUUGAUUGCAUAUUGGCAUAAGUCUACCUUCACCUAGGUAGCCUUUCUCAUUGGUUGAUUUGAGAAGUCUCUGUGACAAUCUGUUUUUGGCAACUGCUUAAGUAUUGAUGUCCCUAGCUUAUACAAUGUUAUUGAUUUGAGGUUGGUUGGUACCUGUAUUACUGAGCUUUGAGAUUGGGAGAAAACUAAGUACUGCAAUAUUACGAUAUAAUUACUGUAGAAACUAAUCCAAUAAUUAUAUAAUGCAAUAUUGUGCUAACAGUCAUUGCUCGUAACUGACAAACUCUUAACUGGUCCAAGAUGUAAAGUUAAGCCCCUCUACUUCCUCUAUGUAAGAGUAAGCUCCACAGAAAGAUAAAUUGAAAAGAGAUAAAAUGAUAAUACGUAUGACGUUUUUUCUGUAUUCUUUGCUAUGUGUCUUACGCAACCUAGCUGACUUUAUUUAGGAAGUGGAGGAGGUCUACAGUAUAUAUAUAUAUAUAUACAGUAGUUUACAUAGGGGUCACACUGUAAGGACAGAAUGGAGAUAGGGUCGCUGUGUGCUCCUCUGUAAGUGUAUGUGCCAAUCAUUUGUGUUUAUCACUAUUGUAUUUUUCUCCUUGAUUUACAACAUAAUUGUAUACUUUUGGGGUUUUAUUUUAGAUUAGUGGUUGUGUCAUGUAAUGACAUUUCUUUGUGUUUUAGUACUAAUUACUCUACAUUCACCUACUCUGGAUACAGGCAAGAUGAACGAUUUUUACCCCCAGCAAUUACCCAGCGGGCUAAGCUGGUUUCCCAAUGGGAUGUUCUGUAGUAAAGUCAGAUUCUCCAUC
Molecule: messenger RNA, 3036 nt
Organism: Salvelinus namaycush (lake trout)
Lineage: Eukaryota; Metazoa; Chordata; Actinopteri; Salmoniformes; Salmonidae
Gene: bcs1l
Product: mitochondrial chaperone BCS1
Exons: 7
Coding region: 537-1799 (420 amino acids)
Biological process (GO): mitochondrial respiratory chain complex III assembly; protein insertion into mitochondrial inner membrane from matrix
Cellular component (GO): mitochondrial inner membrane
Molecular function (GO): ATP hydrolysis activity; ATP binding
Source: RefSeq, a predicted model, not a curated record